AUGUGGACUGUGGGGCUCUGGGUGACACUCCCGCUUCUCAGCAGGGUCAGCCUGGCAGAUCUGCCAGCUAAACCAGAGAACAUUUCUUGCAUCCUAUAUUAUAUGAAAAAUUUAACCUGCACUUGGAGUUCAGAGCAAGAAGCUGUGAAUUACACUGUUAAGAGAAUUUAUUCUCGUGGAAAGAAUGUGACUUGUACAACUAGUAGCUCUAGAAAUAAAAACUCUGCUUCGUGCUCUUUCUUUCGUCCAACAAUAAUAUCACCAGAUUAUCACUCCGUCCAAGUUGAAGCUCAAAAUGCAGAUGGCACAAUUAAAUCUGAUAUAAUAUUUCAAAAUUUGGAUGCCAUAAUGAAAACUGAAUCACCUGAGAUUUUGAGUGUGGAACCAGUUUUGAAUGUUGCACGAACACUUCAAGUAACGUGGAAAAUGCCAAGUCCGGCACUUGAAUCAUAUAUUUUCAAAUAUGUGCUUCGAUUCAGAGCAGUAAAUGUUACCCAAUGGACAGAAGUCAACUUCGAACAGGACCCCAGAUCCUCUGACAGGCACGAGUAUUUACAGCACAGUCUGACAGGACUGCAGGCGUUUACAGAAUAUGCAGUGGCUCUCCGGUGUGCUGUGAAAGAGUCAGUGUUCUGGAGUGACUGGAGCCCAGAAAGUUGGGGGACAACCGCGGAAGAAGCUCCAUUUGGCCUUGAUGUGUGGAGAGUGCUGGGCCCAGCUGAGGUGGAUGGAAAAAGGACAGUGCAGCUGUUGUGGAAGAAGGCAAAAGGAGCCCCAUUCCUGGAGAAAGCACUUGGCUACAACAUCCGGUACUUUCCAGAAAACAACACUAACCUAACAGAAAGCAGGAAUACCAGUAGCCAGCAGUUUAAACUGCAUCUGGGACACAAGCCCUACUUGGUGUCUGUGAUUUCUUACAAUUCUCUGGGAGAGUCUCCAGUGAGCACCCUAAGGAUCCCAGCUGCUGAUGAGAAGUCCUUCAGGAGCGUUGAGUCAGUUCUCGCCCGUUGCACUCAGGACCAGCUGGUGGUGGAGUGGCAGAGCUCCUCUCCGGAUGUGGACACGUGGAUGGUUGAGUGGGUCCCAGAUCGAGACUCAGAGACCUCCACCCUUUCCUGGGAGUCUGUGACUCAGGCCAGGAACUGGACAAUCCAGCAAGAUAAAUUAAGACCUUUCUGGUGCUAUAAUAUCUCUGUGUAUCCAGUGAUGCAAGACCGAGUGGGGGAGCCAUAUUCCAUCCAGACCUAUGUCCAAGAAGGCAUACCGACAAAAGGACCUGUGAUCAGGGCAGAGAACAUUGGCGUGAAGACUGUCACGAUAUUAUGGCAAGAGAUCCCCAAGAAUGAGAGGAAUGGUUUCAUCAACAACUAUACUAUAUUUUAUCAAUCGGAAGAUGGAAAAGAGUUCUCCAAGACUGUCAACUCCAGCAUCCUGCAGUAUGAUCUGGACUCCCUGGCAAGAAAGACUUCUUACUCUGUUCAGGUCCUGGCCAGCACCAGAGCAGGAGGAACCAAUGGCACCAGGAUAAACUUCAAGACAUUGUCAAUUAGUGUCCUUGAGAUUCUCCUUGUAACGGCUCUGGUUGGGGGCGGACUGCUGAUUCUCAUCAUCCUGACAGUGGCAUACGAGCUCAAAACACCCAACAAAUUGAAGCACCUCUGCUGGCCUAAUGUCCCCAACCCCGCUGAAAGCAGCAUAGCCUUGUGGCAUGGAGAGGCGCUCAAGGAUAAGCUGAAUCUGAAGGAGUUUGAUGACCCUAUGACCAUGGAGGAAGACAGGAUCCUAAAACCAUGUCCUAUCCCCCAUGACCUUAUUGACAAGUUGGUAGUGAACUUUGAGAAUUUUCUGGAAGAGGUUUCCAUAGAGCAGCCUAGAAAAGGUCAGAAAAAUGUUUUGGGAGGUGAAGAGAAUGAAUAUGUGACCUCCCCCUUCAGGCCAUACUGUUUCGUUGAGAAGAGUUUUGAGGAUUACUCCAUUUCAACCAAGAUUCCACCCACAAAGACCCAGCUGUGUCCUGACAUGCCGGAGGGCAGCAACUCAGAAGUCAAUGAGCAUGUUUCCUCCACACAGUGUUCUGGGCCAGACCAUGUCUAUGAGGAAGCACCAAAUCCCUACCUGAAAAAUUCUGUGACAACCAGAGAAUUUCUUGGGUCUGAAACACUGCUAGACCAAAGCAAGAAGGACUGA
This is a messenger RNA of Sorex fumeus (smoky shrew), 2187 nucleotides long. It is a transcript of the gene IL31RA, whose product is annotated as interleukin 31 receptor A. Bases 1 to 2187 code for a protein of 728 amino acids. The record is from RefSeq and is a predicted model, not a curated record. The transcript has 14 exons. Gene Ontology annotation, biological process: cytokine-mediated signaling pathway. Gene Ontology annotation, cellular component: signaling receptor complex; external side of plasma membrane. Lineage: Eukaryota; Metazoa; Chordata; Mammalia; Eulipotyphla; Soricidae. Gene Ontology annotation, molecular function: cytokine binding; cytokine receptor activity.